GAUUAGUAGCUCCCAUCUUAGUAAAAAAUGACUCAAAUCAAUUUGCCAUUCCAAGUUGGUCAAAUUGUGGAGGUGAAAUCCUUCAUCAAAGGAUACCGCGGAGCUUGGUUUCGAUGCAAGAUAACGGAUAUGACCAAUGAAAAUGGAGAACUAAGAUACAAGUUUAAGUAUCUUGACUUUCCAGAUGAACCGUUAGAUAAUGCACUAGUUUUUGAAACACCUAAAGGUGGGACGGAAAGUCAGCUAAUGCUACGUCCCACGUAUCCACCACAUUAUCAUGAAAGUGAAUAUGUUAAUCUCGAGGGUGACGUAGAACCUCUUGUCGUCGUUCAUGAUUCUUGGAAAGUUGGAGAUUUAGUUGAUUGGUUGAAAGAUGAGAUUUAUUGGUCUGGAGAAAUUGUGGCAAUGAAGGGUAGGAGAUCAUGUCAGAUCGAAUUGCUACCUAAACCAGAGGGUGAAGGAAAGGUUUAUCAAGGUUUGUGUAAGAAUUUGCGUCCACGGUUGGAUUGGUCAGUGGAAGAUGGUUGGAAAGUGCCUUGCACUGUGGAUGGGCAAAAAUGUGCGAAGAUCGUGACAUCUAAGAAUGAAGAUGAAGGAAUUGCAGAUGACUGCGAAACUGCAAAAGAGCAAACGAAGAAAGCCACAAAGCAAGUGGGAGGCAAUGAAGGUCUUAGGCUUAAUAUCAUGGAAUCAGAAUCAAUUGAAGCUGCUGUUAUGGACAUAGAAGAGCUUAUUGUUCGACUUGAUUGGCUUAAAGGAAAAUUAAAGCCGGAUGUUGGAGAAGGUGCAAAACCUUAUUGGAAGUAUGAAGAUUACCGCCCAUCUUCCUCGGGAAGGUGAAUUACUAAUGGUAGUAGGUAUGUAAUAUUCAGUCCCUUAUUGUGGUUUGUUUAUAAUUCAGAUAGUAGGUAUCCAAAUUACCUUUAUUUGAUGCAGAAGAAAACUGGAGUUGUUCA
Messenger RNA from Arabidopsis arenosa, 956 nucleotides. The record is from the annotation of a GenBank genome assembly. Lineage: Eukaryota; Viridiplantae; Streptophyta; Magnoliopsida; Brassicales; Brassicaceae.